AUGGCUCCUCCAUUUGCUCCACCUCCCCCACCUCCCCCACCAGAGUCUCCUCUGUUUCGUCAUCGUCAAUUAGCUCCCACUGCCAAUGUUCGAGUCUCCCCCAUCUGUCUCGGCGCCAUGAACUUCGGCGACGCCCACAAAGCUCGCAUGGGCGAAUGUACCAAGGAAACCUCCUUCGAGAUCCUGGACACCUUCAAGAAGCUCGGAGGCAACUUUAUCGACACAGCGAAUGGCUACCAGGACGGCGAAUCUGAACAAUGGCUCGGCGAGUGGUUGACUUCACGAAAAUGCCGCGACGAGAUGGUCAUCGCCACGAAAUUCUCCAGCGCCUACCGCAAGCACGAGAAGGAGAAGAUCCAGUCCAAUUUCGGAGGCAACGGCACCAAGUCUCUUCAUGUUUCUGUCAAUAAUUCGCUCAAGCAGUUGCAAACGUCGUACAUCGAUAUCUUGUACCUUCACUGGUGGGACUAUGCGUCCACCAUUCCAGAGUUGAUGCACAGCCUCAACGACUUCGUCGCCGCUGGGAAGGUGUUGUACCUGGGUAUCUCUGACACCCCUGCAUGGUUCGUCGUCUACCAAGGCAUGUGGAAUGCAUCCAUGCGCGAUUUCGAGCGUGACAUCAUCCCCAUGUGCAAGGACGAAGGAAUGGGCUUGUUGCCAUAUGGAACCCUCGGCCAAGGACGUUUCCAGACCGAAGCUGCAUUCAAGGAGCGCGAGAAGAACAACCCGGGCCGGAAAGGAAAGCCAAAGGCCGUUGAGCGAGCAGUCUCGAAAGUCAUGGAGGAUCUUGGUUCUACCAAAAAGACCACAAUUACCAGCAUCGCUAUGGCAUAUGUGAUGCAGAAGGCGCCCUAUGUCUUCCCGAUCGUAGGAGGCAGAAAGGUGGAUCAUAUCAAGGGAAAUAUUGAUGCGCUCAAGGUUGAUUUGACUGAAGAGGAUAUUGCCAAGAUUGAUGGCGUAAAUCGAUUUGAUUUUGGCUUCCCAAACACGUUCCUGAGUGGCACGCUCUUUGGCGAGGAGGACGACACUUCCGAGACUCCAGAGGGUCCACAGUCUGUGUGGCUAACGAGUAUCCUGGGGACGUUUGAUUGGGCGAUUGGUGGGAAACCUAUUAGGCCAUUCAAGAAGUAA
Molecule: messenger RNA, 1131 nt
Organism: Mollisia scopiformis
Lineage: Eukaryota; Fungi; Ascomycota; Leotiomycetes; Helotiales; Mollisiaceae
Product: Aldo/keto reductase
Exons: 2
Coding region: 1-1131 (376 amino acids)
Source: RefSeq, a predicted model, not a curated record